Saccostrea cuccullata (small rock oyster) is the source of this 1007-nucleotide messenger RNA. RefSeq lists its product as uncharacterized. The coding region runs from base 87 to 851 and encodes 254 amino acids. Lineage: Eukaryota; Metazoa; Mollusca; Bivalvia; Ostreida; Ostreidae. The record is from RefSeq and is a predicted model, not a curated record. The transcript is spliced from 7 exons.
UGACGAAUAGCGAAAUUAUCAGGUAAAGGUCAUAAAGAGGUAUAUCUAUAAACAGCCCCGUGAAUCUUCAAUCAAAGAAGUGAAAAAUGUAUCCAUCCCUCAGCCUUAUUUUCAUAUUGUUGGUGUCCAUUUUCCUUUAUGUUCAAGGUGACAGAAGCUGUAUAAGACAGGGUGGUGUUUGCCAGGUUAACAGUAAACCAUGUGACAACAGUUAUAUCAGGGGACUGUGCAAUGGAGCCGCGUCAAGGCAGUGCUGUAUUUCAAAUGCAGUUAAAGAUCGUCCGUGCAAAAACAAAGGAGGCAAAUGUCAAGAGAAUCGUCUUUCCUGUAGUGGUAGCUACCAGAGGAAUCUGUGUGGAGGAGGAGCCACGAGACAGUGCUGUAUUCCAAGUUCAGGUACAGGUGGUAGUUGUUCUUCAGCCAAAGCCAUAGCCUGCAAAAUUAAGAAUUCUAGCAAGAUAUCUUUACUGAGAACCAAUCCUUCCGGCGUCAAUGACGGAGCCGAUCCCCACUCUAACAUCAGAGACGCUUGUAAGGGGAAACCAGCCAAACGCUCAAGCUAUUCUUGUAAAGAAGGGAAAUCCCCAGGAGGAACAGUGUGCCUGGAUUCAAGAAUUCUACAGUACAUCUAUAACCUUGGAACAUCCACUAAAUACCAAUUUCAGGUGAAUGCAAUAGCUGGAGCCUGUCACUCUACCACAUCAAAACACUACCAAGGUAAGGCUGUAGAUUUCCAGCUACACGGGAGCGGAUCCAGUAGGUCAGCCCAGGAAAAAUCCUUCCGGGACGCAUGCACUAGAGCUGGCGGAUGGUCACAUGGUGGAACUCACGUGCAUUGCCAAAUAGUUUGAUGAUGAAGUCAAGAAUGAAAGGAGAAGAGGAGAAAGACUUUUUGUAUUAUAGUUACAUUUAUCAAAGCUAAAUUGUUUUGAAUCUAAUACAUACGUUUUCUCGCUAUGUGGAAUUGAAUUGUAAUCUGAAAAAUAAAUUAUAUUUAUUUUACAUUC